GCGCUCAGACGGAUCCGGUUCUGGUUUUACUGCCACCUGCUGCUAACGUGACUACCGGCACGAGCCCGUCUCCUUGAGGGAUGCGCUGCAGGUAUGAAAGGCAGGGAUCCCCGUGCGCUCUUCAGCAAUAUUUUGGUCCGAUCUGCACGUCGUCGCAGCCUAAGUGGUGUUCCAAGGGGGUGUGUCCCCCAUGACCGUUAGUACACUGCUUCUGCAACAUCAGCUGCUGGAGGAGAAAAAGGGAGGAAAAAAACAGAAGAGCGGGCUAGAUCAGAAAUCCGCAGUGGCUCAGACACACAGAGGCAGGAACAUGCAGUGAAGUGACACGGACACCUGAGCGGGCUCUCCUCUCCGACUGGGCAGUGCAUUUUCCUCCGGACUGUGUUUUGUUUAUGGACGCCGAGUCUGUUUGUCCUGCCGCGGUCAUGCUACCUCCGAAAAACUGCAUCCCGAGAAAUUACAGCUGCAUAGCCGGUCUGUUCGGCAGCUUGGCCACGACUCAGAAGAUGGAUGACGGGGACGGAGAGAAGGCCGAAGGCGAGGAGGAGGAGGAGAUGGUGAACGGCGAGUGCGAGCCGUUGGAGACACGCGUGGUGGACGAGAGGCCGCGGGGGCGCGAGUCGUUCCUGAAGCCGCCGCCGCAGAGCCCCACACAGAGGCGAAGAUGCAAGUCGCUGCCGAGCCCCGCGGAGAGAGCCAGGCUGGAGAUAGCGCGCAGCCGGAGCCCCAACAGCCAAAAGAAGGUGAGGUUCGCCGACUCGCUCGGCCUGGAGCUCAUCUCCGUCAAGCACUUCGACGACGCCGACGUGCCUGAGAUACCCGAGCGCGUGAUGGACAAGUUCAGGAAGGCCAGGGCGCUGCACCUGAACAACUUCGAGGCGUCGAGCGGCUCGGCGCAGUCCGUCUUCAUGGAGCUGCUGUUCACCAACCCGGGCGCGUCGGCGGACUUCAUCGAGCGGGUGAAGGAGCUCAAGGUGUCGCUGGAACGUGUGGACGCCGACGAGUUCUGCCUCUCCGGGCUGGUGAGGGUGCUCAACAUGGCCUUCGAGAAGAGCGUGGGGCUGAGGUACACGCUCAACAACUGGUCCACUUUCGUGGACGCGCCGGCCUCCUACGUGCCGCACUCGAACGACGGGCUCACGGACAAGUUCUCCUUCAAGAUCGUCACCCCGACUUUUCUGGAGGCAGGCGGCACUCUGCAGUUCGCCAUCAAGUACCUCGUGGACGGCCACGAGUUUUGGGACAACAACGGCGGGGAUAAUUACAAAGUGAGGCGCCACAGGUUCAAAAUCUCCCCUCCCCGCGAGUGGGAGAAUGGUUGGAUCCACUUCAUUUAGCUAGCGCGCUAACGUGUGUGUGUCUGUGUACGUUAAUUCAUUCAGAAUUAUGCACUUGUCUGGUGAUGUUCAUAUGCGAGUUCACCGCACUGACUGGCUCUUAAACUGUGUAACGGGCUGCCAUUCCGUCUUAAAGCGUUGUAGAGGCCGUGUAGGAGAUCCUAGGCUUGCUUUAGGGUAAUUCUGUUGGAUGUUUCUGGCGUGUGUUUGGUGUGGUGGUGUUGAAAUGUGAAAUGGCGGUGAGGAGGGCUGGCAAUGAGUGUGUCUUUUUAGGUUUCACAGCGCAGUUGUUCUCUUAUGUAACAUGGAAACACAGGCCAUGAGCAAAGUGCAGAGAAGCUGUCCCUUUUACGCAUGACUUAAGCUUUAGAUGCUAUAGAGAAAAAUACCUAUAUACGUAUACGCUUGUAAUAAUAAUAAUAUAGGCUACUCUCAAGCCAAGUAUAAGAAACCCACGCUUUCUAGAGAGGGCUAGUCAUUUAUACACGACUCACAGGAGAAGAGUGUGGCAGCUGGUUUAUCUGACCUCCACGACUUACACCUUCACUCUUCCAGACCCUUCCAGAUGUUGCUAUCACAAGGCGAGGUUUUCAAAUUCGUCUCCUUUCUUUGCUGCUGUCUCUUAAACUUUGACCAUAUGUUGACCAGUGCACAAUGUGCCAACUUCAUGGUGCAUUUGAAAGCAUUCUGGUUCUGAUUGUUUAGGUAUAUGCACUUUAGAGUUGUUCAGGAUCUCCCAAGCUACACUAUAUGUCCAAAAGUUUGUAGACACCUGCUCAUCCAACGUUUCUUACUUUUUAAUAGAUAAUUUUCCCUCUCCCCCAACUCCUCUGGUCAGACAUUACAUUACAUGUUGUAACAUUGUGAGAAUUUGAUUGCAUUGAGACUCAAUAGGUCAGGUGAUGAUGUUGGAUGAUUCAGUCGCCACUCCAACUCAUCCCAAAGGUGGAGCUGAUGGUGUUUCAUCACUAUAGAGAGCUUCAUCACUCCAUAGAAUGCAGUUUCACUGCUCCACAACCUAAUGCUGGGGACGCUUAGCAUUGGGCAUCAGUGACCUUAGGCUCAUAUGCAGCUGCUCGGCGCUUCAUCCUAUUGAAGGCCUAUGCUAAAAAUUGGUUCUUACAAUAGCUUAUUCAUUAAUUAGAAGGGGUUUCUGGAUACUUUUGGACAUAUAUUGUAUGUGUUUUGGUCAUGAGCAGUUAGGAUAAAGGUAAAGGUUUGGGGAUAUAUGCAGUAGGCCUGCUGCAUUCUGUAGCCUGCCAAUCAUUGAGAAAUAAAUAGAGGGCUUUUGUUUGUGAGUUUGUGAGUUUGAGUUCACAGCCUGUGGUCAAAAUGAAUUUUUUUUAUGAUAGUUGACCAAUAAUGUGUGAAGUCAGAAAUGGGAUGAUGAGAAGGAAGUAGCAAUGCCUUGUGCACACAGUCAAUUACAUUCAAACUUGAGACCCCUCUCUGAUUUCCUAGAUUUGUACCGGUUGCAUACCUCAGACUAAACACAUUUAUACUGUGAGAACCUUUCACCCUUCCAGCAGCAUUCAGGUGUAGUUCCUGUUUAUUCAGGUUCAAUAUUUAAAACAAAAAAAGCUAACUUUAUUUUUAUGCGAUAAAACCAAAAGGAAAAUAUUAUUAAUCUUAUUUAUUUUCUCCUGCUUUUCAAGGAUGACUACUGUCUUUGUGUGGCAUGUUUGCCUGUGGAGCAUCACUCAGCAGUGAUAUGUUUUAGUCUUUGUAAAUACCUGUUGCAUUGUGUGUCGUCUUAAGUGUUAAUGCUGUAGCAUUAGUGCUAAUUGAGCAGUGUUGCUUUCCACACAUUAUAUAUGAUAGAUGCCUUGGCAAAGAGGUCUUGCUUAGCAAUUAUGGGAGAUCACAGUACGCACAUCAUUACUACUCAUUACCAAUAGAGACCCUAUCAGCUCACAGUUAGAGCAAAUGAGACCUGAUUGUGUGGUGACGUAGAAUAGCAAUUAUUGCAGUAAGACAAGGAGGCGAGAUUGUAUUUGUUGUUAUUAUUUAUUUUUAUAAUUGCUUGCAAAUUAUAUUGUCCUGUCAUUAAAGAGAUGGAAGAGGAACUUUUGCAGCUCCACGUGUUCUGCAAGGGCCACUGUAUCUUCUUUGUUUUGUACAUUUUUUGUAAAUGCAGCUUUCAUUUUUGAGUGGAUGGAAGGAACUUUUGGUGGUUAUGGUCAAAUAGGUGUUGUUAGAAUGCAGACAGAGGCUCGGGGCAAAAUUUCAAACUUAACAGGCACAAAGAUCUAAUAGGUCUACCUAUUAGAAAGGCACGAGUAUACUUUGUGUGUACGAUUUUUGAUUGAUAGAGUUUGCCUUAACCUGUGUAUUUACAGUCCGCUGAACACAGUUUGCUGUUUGAGAUGAAAUCUGUUUGUUGUCCAACCCAAAAUGGACUUAGAUUUCAUCAGAGAGGCAUUAAAUAGUGGCAUUUUGGGAAGUUUUUGUUUCUUUCAUCAGCAUCAUCACAUACACUGUAUAUUAGAGUUCUAAUCUAUGUGGUUUUUACAGUUGUUCUGGUCUGCAAGACAAUGUCUAGGUUUUAGUCAAAUGGCUUUACCUCUAUUACUGAAUAGAUGUUAUGAUAAUUUUUGCACAGAGUACUAUUAUUAUUAUUAUUUGAUUGUGUAAGCGGAUGGCAGUGUGCUUGUGGAUUCUGUUCCAUUGUGUCAUAGUGUAAAAGACCUCCCUGCAAUGAUCUACUGUACUUUAAAUAACUAAAAGGAAUUAGGAGAAAGUCAUGAGAGGGAGACAGACAUCACUUGGCAUUUUUCUUCAGUAAAACAAUGCCCAUUUUCCAAUGACCUGACACAAAUAAACAGCAAUAUGUCCUUAUGUGAGAUGUGCAAUAACCCCUAAAUGCUUGAAAUGCUACUAAAAUAGUUAAAAUUUUGUGCUGCUCUUUAAAGAAUGGAAUGGAAUGUGUUGUUGAGUCUGAAUGAAAUCAUGUGAGUAGAGGAAGUGAAGACAUGCUUCAGGGGAUUCAGUACUUACAGAGGUUUUUGGUUUGAUUUCUAUAAAGAAAGCUAAUGAUUGUAAAACUGUUUGUGUGGAAUGGUUUGUUUUUGGACUGAGCAACUUGACCCAAAAAGAUGGUGGUCACUAGCACAGAAGAAUCCCCCCAUUGUAUGCUUGUGUUUUCUGAAAAUGAACUCCCAAGAUCAUUUAUGUUUCCUGUGUCAUGUUUGUCUCUCACUGAGCAUAUUUUUUACAUGAAUAGGCUAUAAAAUUGACAGAGGAUUUAUGGACUAGAUAUUUAAAUAGUUUUAAAUGCACUAUAUUAACUGUUGGAUUAUACAGUGUUUUAUGGUGCUGUGAAGGCUUGCAGUUGACAGUUCACUGAAAAGUUCUGUCCACAGUGGUUUGUCCAGUUCACUUUCACAGUGGAACCAAAGGGUGUGGAGUCGUGUUCAAGAACUGGUUCCAGGCUUCUCUGUCCACACUCUUAAAUUUAAGGUUCUUUAAGGAGAUGCCAUAGAAGAACAACUUUUGAUUCCCCAAAGAACCUUUCAGUGAAUUAAAUGAGAUGUGCAGAUGUAAAGAACUUCUUUAAAGUUUAAAGGACCUCCAGAUAAGUUUUUCUACAGCCAGGCCAAGAACUAUUUAAGAACCUUUAUUUUUAAGAGUGUAGGCAGUUGUAUGAGGAACAUUGGGCUGUAAGGGCUGACUGUCAGAUAUUGCCCUAUAGCAUAAUGUGUAGUGUGAGUCAUGUCAAGCUAUGUUGUUUGUAUUUGGUUAGGAUUAUUUUAAUGAUGGACCACGAGAUGAUUAAACCACCAUGAUUUAAUAUAGAUCCCCAUACAUUAUUCUCACGCUGAGCAAAAUUUAGAAGCUAAGAGUACUUUUAACAACAAUAUAGGUUCAAAGUAGAGUGAAUAAACAGACACCUUCCACUUCCAAGUGGUUUAAUAUUAAUUGUAUUUACAGAGGUCUGAGGUCUAUUUGAUGACUAAAAGCUUUUUGGUGUCGGCAGUGGAAAGGCAUUACAGAAACUUCUUUAGUUUCACCACUGUUCAUCAGAUGUUUUCCUUUUGUUUUAUCUAUGCAAACCAGUCUUUCCAUUAAUUUCCAGUGUGUCUUGGUGUCCUAUUGUGUUUGUUCAUUUGUUAAAAAUAAAAUGAUUAAAGUUGUAUUUCUGCUGUUUGCAUGCACAGCAGCAGAGUUAUUUUAUUUUUAUGGUGAAUUUGUAUUGUAGUUUAUAUUUUGUUAACCCAUGGAAUUAAAGGCAUUUGAGAUGAAAA
Molecule: messenger RNA, 5581 nt
Organism: Colossoma macropomum (tambaqui)
Lineage: Eukaryota; Metazoa; Chordata; Actinopteri; Characiformes; Serrasalmidae
Product: protein phosphatase 1 regulatory subunit 3E
Exons: 1
Coding region: 393-1337 (314 amino acids)
Biological process (GO): regulation of glycogen biosynthetic process
Cellular component (GO): protein phosphatase type 1 complex
Molecular function (GO): glycogen binding; protein phosphatase 1 binding
Source: RefSeq, a predicted model, not a curated record